Molecule: messenger RNA, 543 nt
Organism: Phytophthora nicotianae INRA-310
Lineage: Eukaryota; Oomycota; Peronosporomycetes; Peronosporales; Peronosporaceae
Exons: 1
Coding region: 1-465 (154 amino acids)
Source: RefSeq, a predicted model, not a curated record
AUGUUUUCGGGGCUUGACCCGACACGAAUCGUGUGGCUGGCGUCUCAAUUUGUUCAACCAACGUGCGGACCCACUGCUUUCAUCGGUGAGAUCGAUGACGGCUCAUUGUAUGACGCACUGGGGCUUCAGACGAUAGACGAAGCGUUUGUCGGGAGCUACGGCACAUGGAAGAAGAAAGGAGAUGGCAAGGUGAAUCUCAUCUUCACCAGUUCGGAUAUAAAGGACGUGAAGGUUGUGAUUCACUCGGGUGGCAAAACAAUCGCCAAAGUGCCAGUGGCUGCAGGAGGGAGGGCGACGUGGAAUUCGACCGUCGCGAAGCUGGAAGAUAAAACGUUGUAUCUUGAUCGCUGGCGACCAAAUUUUAUUGGUAUUCCGGGAUCAGGAGGGGGCUCGCUCUUGUUGUGGGUCCCGAGGGCGUCGCGAGGUGGCCACUUGACUCUGCAUGUUCGAAUCAAUGUUAGCUAGUUGUCAUGCGUGAAGUUUUAGGUGUGGCUAAAUGGUGUAAAAUGAAAUAGAAGUGAAUACAAAAAGUUGAUAAAUCAU